UUCCCUAUGUUGUGUGAAGAUGCGGACGGUUAACAGAUCAAGCGAAACCACUGUUGAAAAUGAAUAGUUUACAGUCACAGUCUUCACCUAAAUCAGAUGUUUCAGACAAACAAACACUACUGGCAGUUUUACAAUUUCUAAAGAAAAACAAUUUAAAGUGUACAGAAGAGUUGUUAAAGAAAGAGGCUGGGGUCACAGAUGAUGAUGUUAAACCACAAAGCGCUGGGCAAAGUGAAAGUGAUGUUGCCAAUGCGUUAGCUGCUUAUAAGAGUUCAGAUGAUCCUACACGGUACACAGAUUACUAUACAGAUCUGAAAACAUUUAUAGAGUCAUGUCUUGAUGUACAUAAGGUUGAACUGUAUUUGAUAUUGUACCCUGUAUUUGUCCACAUGUACUUAGAACUUGUAUACAACCAGCAUGAAAGACAUGCUAUGGAAUUCUUCCACAAGUUUUCAGGAGAACAAGAAUAUUAUUACCAAGAUGACUUAAGACAAUUAUCAUCCGUCACUAAAAGAGAACACAUGAGAGGCAAUCAACUCAUGGAUAAUUUUAAGGCCAGCAGAUUUAUAAUUAAGAUGUCUCGUGAUUCUUACAAUCAUCUGAAGAGGUACUUACAGGAGAAUCAGAUGAAACCACUACUGACAAUAAUACAGGAACACUUAUUUAUUGAUGUGUUUGAUGGAGUGCCUAGAAAUAAACAACAGAUAACAGCAACUGGAGGUGGACUGUUAGGAGAGGCAGAGAGAGAUGCAAAUAAAGCCAAAGUAUUUUAUGGUUUACUAAAGGAGCCUGAUAUCAAUAUACCUGUGGAUGAUGAUGAUGAGGCUCCAGAAGGGGAGGACAAACCUAAGAAAAAGAAAGCAAAGAAAGAUCCACUUUUAAUGAGGAAAUCCAAAAAUGAUCCACAUGCACCACAAAGUAAUAGGAUACCAUUACCAGAGCUGAAAGACCAAGAUAAGUUGGAGAAAAUUAAUUCUUUUCGAGAAGCAAUUAAACGAGUGAGAAUAGGUUCAGAUCAGAUGCCUACAGUUUGUUUUUAUUCCAUUACAAAUGCUCACCAAGGAGUAACAACCGUGAAUGUCUGUGAAGAUUCCAGUCUGAUGUCUGCUGGAUUUGCUGAUUCUACCAUUCGUGUGUUUACACUGACACCUAGUAAACUAAGAGGAAUGAAAUCUGGUGACGACUUGGAAAUUAUUGACAAAGAUUCAGAUGAUGUGUUAGAAAGGAUGAUGGAUGAUAGAUCAAGUUCAGAGGUGAAGUCAUUAGUAGGUCACAGUGGCCCAGUUUAUGCUACAGAUAUUAGUCAUGACAAAAAAUUUCUUAUUUCAUCUUCAGAGGAUGGCAGUGUACGAUUAUGGAGUUUACAGACAUGGAGUAACUUAGUAUGUUACAAAGGUCACCAGUACCCAGUGUGGGAUGCUAAGUUCAGCCCUCAUGGUCAUUAUUUUGUGUCCUGUGGACAUGAUAGAACAGCCAGAUUGUGGUCAACAGAUCAUUACCAGCCACUCAGGAUAUAUGCUGGUCAUCUAUCAGAUGUUGACUGUGUCGAGUUUCACCCCAACAGUAACUACAUUGUAACAGGUUCCAGUGAUCGAGUGGUCAGAAUGUGGGACAAUCAAUCUGGUAACUGUGUCAGAACUUUCACAGGACACAAGGGACCAAUACACAAGAUGUGUUUUUCUCCUGAUGGUAGAUUUAUAGCAACGGGUGGUGUAGACAAGACAAUUUUAUUGUGGGAUAUUGCAAGUGGUAACAUGUUAGCACAGUUAAAAGGCCAUACUCAGGCUGUAUAUUCUCUGAUGUUUAGUCGAGAAGGUAGUGUUUUAUCUUCAGGAGGUUUGGACAGUUGUGUAAAGAUCUGGGAUGUCAAUAGAGUGUUACAGGAAUAUGAUACAGAUUCUGAUGCUACCAUACCAAGCUCAUUACAAGUGAAUGAUAAUGCUAAUUUGUUACUAGGAUCCUUCCCAACAAAACAGACAUCAGUUUUAUGUGUUCACUUUACAAGGAAGAACCUUUUAUUAGCAAGUGGACCUGUCGCCAUAUGAUAUUGAACUACCAUCUUGUUGACUGUAAAAUUGAGGACAAAUACAUUUUUGUCUGAGGGUGAUGUUGCAAAGAUUGUUGAACUGUGAUUUGGAGUUGAUGAAUUGUUAAAAAUUGUGGUGAAAAGAGAUGGUAUACACUUUUUCAAGUGAGAAACAUUGUUCAAAGUAUAAGAACCUUUAUUUAAAGAAAGAGAAAUGUGAAUGAGAGUGUUGAAAAUAUACUGAUAUUUAUUGAAUGUUGAUCACUAAGUCGAAGAAGAAAUUCAUGCCUAUAUUACUACUACACAGACCAUGUAACUACAUGAUUACAAAAUAAUGUUCACUAUAUAUUCUUAUUUUGGGCAAGCAAAAGUCAUGUAAAAAAUCAAAACUCUGAUGUUGUGGUAAUUUGCCACCUUUAGGGCUGGAUCCAAUCCUUGGUCAUAUAAAUUGAAAGGUCUGAAAUGUUGCUGCUUCCCUGUUAAGGCUAUAGCAUGUAGAAGUAAGAGCAUAGACUGGUCAGCUCGAAGUCAGAAUAGUAUAAUUGUUGGAUAUCAUUGAAUAUGUCCAAUUGCUGCCAAUUGCUGCUUGUAGUGGGGACCACUAUUAUGUGAACUAGAACAUUUAAAAGUCGAGCUAAAAAGGUCGGUAUUGCUAAAGCAGGUUUCAUAUUAGAGAUAAUGAGUAUUACCUAUUACGUAUACAUGUUAUAUGUUUCUUUUGAUAUAUGCAUGUAAUAUUUUGUACUGGAAUUUCAUUAAGCUUAUCAUCAUCAUUAUCAUGAUCUCAAAUACAAAACUAAAAACAAAACUUAGAAAUUGUUAUUUUUAUUUAUUUUUAGAUAGUGAAAAAAAUAUUUACAGGCGUAAAACCAAAGAUGACAAAGAGAGCUCAUACAACAAUCUGUGUUGCUCUUUGUUAUGAAAUAGAUGAAGACUUGUGA
Messenger RNA from Mytilus trossulus (common blue mussel), 2967 nucleotides. RefSeq names its product transcription initiation factor TFIID subunit 5-like. Gene Ontology annotation, biological process: transcription initiation at RNA polymerase II promoter. Gene Ontology annotation, molecular function: protein binding; RNA polymerase II general transcription initiation factor activity. Bases 60 to 2045 code for a protein of 661 amino acids. Lineage: Eukaryota; Metazoa; Mollusca; Bivalvia; Mytilida; Mytilidae. Gene Ontology annotation, cellular component: transcription factor TFIID complex. The transcript has 18 exons. The record is from RefSeq and is a predicted model, not a curated record.